Messenger RNA from Ricinus communis (castor bean), 793 nucleotides. RefSeq names its product sigma intracellular receptor 2. The transcript is spliced from 2 exons. The coding region runs from base 166 to 669 and encodes 167 amino acids. Gene Ontology annotation, cellular component: endoplasmic reticulum. The record is from RefSeq and is a predicted model, not a curated record. Lineage: Eukaryota; Viridiplantae; Streptophyta; Magnoliopsida; Malpighiales; Euphorbiaceae.
UUAAUUUAUUCUUUAAUUUGAUUUAAUUUAGUCUAAGGAUAUUUUCCAGAUCUCCCAUUUCUCAACUCUAUAAGUGGUUUAUUUCUUGUCAGGAACGCCAACAAGUAGCCAGCAACCAUUAAGAAAAAGGGAGGAAAGGGAAAAAAAAGAAAAAAAAAAAAGAAAAUGGGUGCAAUUACGAAGCUAAUUGACGCAAUACUCUUCUUCAACUUUCUGGUAAUGGCAAUGGUGACCCCAUUGAUCGACUCUCAGACAUGUCUUCCUGCAAACAUCUACCCAGACGUAUUGAUCAAUGCGAGGAAAUGGUACAGCCAAGAAUGUGGAGACUAUCUCUAUUCCGAGAUGCCUCAUUUCUUUGUUGGGAUGGUGUGGAUAGAACUUCUAUUUCACUGGCCACUUGUUCUUUCCGGUCUGUAUGGGAUUUCAGCUUCUAAGUCUUGGGUUAGCACCACUUGCUUAAUCUAUGGCACCUCCGUUUCUACUUGCAUGGUUGCUGUAUUAGCUGAACUGUUGGGUUCGGGCAAGGCAUUAAACGUGCUGCUAAUGAAUUACUACCCUUCUUUGGUUGUGGGAAUAUUAGCCAUUCUGCGUGGGCUCAUGCCUUGCUCUGCCAAGGCUGCUUCGGCUACAGGCGGCAGACCUGCUAUGUCUAGUAAAAAGAGAGCUUGAGGCGCUUUUAAUUUCAAUUCUUUCCUGUCAAAUGUCAAUUUCCAUGUAGGAAUUGGUUCCACCAUUGUUUGCAUUUGUUUAUUCUUGUGCUAACAAAAAUAAAAUCUUAGCCAGCUCAAAGUAA